AUCAUCCAUUCUUACUAGCAAUUUUUAUCCUUCACCACCUCUACUUCUCUCAAAUUACUUUGGUUGUUGUUCUUGGAAGAAGCAAAGCUUUGAAUUUGAAUUCAAUUGAUAAACCAAUACAAUGUGUGCUUUGAGAGUAUUGACCAGGUUAUCCAACACCAUCGCCAAACCCUAUCAACACCACACUCUCAGAACUCUUAUUUUGGACUCUUCACAAUUCGUCAAACUUCACAAUCUCACCGACUCAGAUUCCGGGAUUGUUGAGGUUAGGUUGGAUAGACCUGAAGCUAAAAAUGCUAUUGGGAAAGAGAUGCUGCGCGGUUUAAGUCGUGUGUUUGAAUUGAUUAAUCAAAACUCUGAUGUUAAUGUUGCUAUGAUUCGAAGUUCUGUUCCUGGUGUAUUUUGUGCUGGUGCUGAUUUGAAGGAGCGCAGGACCAUGAAUCAAUCAGAGGUUAAGCUUUUCGUGAAUUCUCUUCGUUCCACAGUGUCAUUUCUUGAGGAAAUUCGUGUACCAACUAUUGCUAUUAUUGAAGGAGUAGCUCUUGGUGGUGGACUUGAAAUGGCUUUGGCAUGUGAUAUACGAAUAUGUGGAGCAAAUGCCCUGAUGGGUUUGCCAGAGACAGGACUUGCUAUAAUCCCUGGGGCAGGUGGAACGCAGCGGCUACCUAGAUUGGUUGGAAAAGCAAUAGCAAAGGAUAUUAUUUUUACUGGUCGAAAGAUUAACGGCAUCGAGGCACUAUCCAUGGGUCUUGUCAACUACUGUGUUGCUGCUGGUGAAGCUCAUUCCAAGGCACUUGAAAUUGCUCGGGACAUCAAUCAGAAGGGCCCUGUAGCAAUAAGGAUGGCCAAAAAAGCUAUUAAUGAAGGUAUGGAAACCGAUCUAACAUCAGCUCUGGUUUUGGAAGAAGAUUGCUAUGAUCAGGUGUUAAAUACAAAAGAUCGACUGGAAGGCUUGGCUGCAUUUGCUGAAAAGCGGAAACCAAGGUACACCGGUGAGUGAAAGGGAUGUUCUACGGAUUAUCUGGUUAUGUUGCUAGAGAGCAAUGUCUAUCAUGUAGUGAUAUAUAGAACCUGGAGGCAAAACUAAAUGAGAAUCUGUGUCUACUCUUUGCCCCUUUAAGUACUGUCAUAAUCUAAAAACUGAAAAGUAUCGCUGUAUAAUCAUGCAACUUGAGACACUGUAUUCCCAAUGAAGCAAUAGAUUUCAUCUUUCUUAUUUUUCAAUGAAUUGGCUGUGAUUUUUCUCAUAAUUUAUAAUUUAUGACAGUUGAUCAGAUAUGAA
Messenger RNA from Trifolium pratense (red clover), 1282 nucleotides. Its product is annotated as probable enoyl-CoA hydratase 2, mitochondrial. Gene Ontology annotation, molecular function: enoyl-CoA hydratase activity. The transcript has 8 exons. The record is from RefSeq and is a predicted model, not a curated record. Bases 122 to 1000 code for a protein of 292 amino acids. NCBI's taxonomy places the organism in Eukaryota, Viridiplantae, Streptophyta, Magnoliopsida, Fabales, Fabaceae. Gene Ontology annotation, cellular component: mitochondrion. Gene Ontology annotation, biological process: fatty acid beta-oxidation.